Molecule: messenger RNA, 947 nt
Organism: Labeo rohita (rohu)
Lineage: Eukaryota; Metazoa; Chordata; Actinopteri; Cypriniformes; Cyprinidae
Gene: cytl1
Product: cytokine-like protein 1
Exons: 4
Coding region: 82-528 (148 amino acids)
Biological process (GO): positive regulation of transcription by RNA polymerase II
Source: RefSeq, a predicted model, not a curated record
UCUCUCAGACACACACACACGUUUAUAGGGGGAGAUUCUCGUCAUGAUCGCACAGCACAUCUGUUUUGAGGAGAGACAGAUAUGAGCGCGCAGACGAGACUCGCUUCUUUCAUCUUUAUUCUCGGUUUGAUUUGGUUCGCGUGCUGCGCGCCGCCGACCUGUUACUCGCGCACUCUGGAACUCUGCAAAGAAGUCAUGAACACUUUGGACAAAAUACAUAAAUCUAGUCGCACGAAAACUUGCGCUGAGUUUUUGCCGAAGAUGUUUCUAGACGUGCACAACUCCUGCAUCACGUCCAAACUGCGUGAUUUCCUGUAUGUGACUGAGAAUCUGCCCACUGAGUACUGCAGAGAGAGGCCACGCAUUCGGCUCCUGAAGCGUCGGGUCCAGAUCCUCUAUACAAUCAUCAGUCGCAUAUGCUAUCGGGAUCUGGUGUUUCACACAAAUGACUGUGAGGCUCUGGAAACAGGAAACAUCAGCCCACGAUACACAGAGGACCGACUGGAACAUCUAAUAGAGGAUGCCUGAGAUAAAUGCAAAAACAGCGCAAAUGCUUUCCCCAAUAUUACACCAAAAACAUGUUACACUUACAGCCACUUACAGGUGUGUGUGUGUGUGUGUGUGUGUGAAUGCUGUGCUGAACAUGGUGUUUUUGAUAGAGCUGGUUUUGGCUGGUAAUGCCCUGUUCUGUCUGAAGUUCAGGGUGAGGUUCCCUUUUAACAGUGUGUGUAUCUGUGUGUGCGUGUGUCCAUGUGUGUGUUUGUCUAUGCAUUCCACUAGCGAGGGAAAAACAUUCCAGAGGAAAUUUGCAAAAUGCCAGUCAUUCAUCUCAAUCUGUUGAGUAAUAAAGCAGCGGUCUGUUUACAUGGCUGCAUGUUUAGCCUAUUGACCGCAACAUGUAAAGGAGAUAUUUUGCAUGAAUUUAUUCUUGGCACGCGGUUACACUU